CACAAGCCACUGUUAUUAUUAACAUUUGUCAUGCAGUUAAUCAACAAUUCAUUUAACUUGAGUGGUGGAAUACGACAAAGUGUACAUUAAUUGACUGUCACGUUGUCAAUUUAUAGCAGACGACGAUAACUAGUAUACAUUUUGUAAAGUCCCCCCCUUUUUUGCCAAAAUGGUUUCCCCGAUUGAUUGUGUGCGGUGGUCUCUGUAAGCUAGCUUGCUGCCAGUUGACUUCCUGUCUACUAGCCGAAGAACACUACAUUAAUUUUGAAAUUUAACGCCUGUUGUUGCUCUUUAAGGUGUCACUCCUGCUUCGGCGUCUGCUGUUGCGUUGCCACCAAACAGCAUCCCAGGCCGCACAAAGAAGAGGUUUGCAAGCAGAUUGUAAUUUAAACUCCAUAUACUGUAUAUAAUGGCGCUAGGUCCUCCUACUUAAAGGCGCUUUUAUCUCCGGUUUGCCCCUGACCCAGAAACAAACGUCAAGUGUCAAACCGGUUUGUGUCAGUGUGGAUACUUAACUCAUCGUGAAAAAGAUCUCCUGAACAUUUUGUGUCGGUUCAAUGACAAACACACACUGUUGACUAAAGGCAGUGACGGUGACAGACACUUAAGCUGCUACUUCCCUGCUUGGACCUUUACCACAAAAAAAGACAUCAAAAUGAGUGCAGAUUGGGGGGAGAAAUCCACAGCAGACCUCAUGAGCAGGUAUGUCUCCAAGGAAGAGGGUCACAAAGUGCCCACAGCAGGAUGGCGAAUCUGUUUGGCUCAUGAGUUCAAGGAGAAGAGGAAGCCUUUCCAAGCCAAGGAUGUAUCACUGAGUAAUCUUGUGGAGCACUAUGGACUAGGAAUCAGGUAUUUAAAAUGGUGGUACAAGAAGACACAGGUGGAAAGGAAGGCGCCAUUCAUCGAUAUGUUUCAUGCCCAACCCUUGCGUCAAAUAUACGGGGCUCCGCUGGGAGGUAUUGGAGGAGGUACCAUCACCAGAGGAUGGAGAGGGGAGUUCUGCCGGUGGCAGCUGACCCCUGGGAUGUACCACUACAAAACCGUCACCGCCAAUCAGUUCACAGUGUGCUUACGCCGCGGGGGCCAAACGGUUUACCAGCAGGUGCUCUCCACAGAGCGCCCACCGACACUGCAAGGCUGGAACUGGGGCUACUGCGGCGAGUACGCCUUCUAUCACGCCUUGUACCCACGCGCCUGGACUGUCUACCACCUGCCUGGGCAAAAUGUCACGCUGACAUGCAGACAGGUUUCCCCCGUCAUCCCUCAUGACUACAAGGACUCCAGCCUGCCAGUGGCGGUGUUCAUUUGGGAUGUGGAGAACAAGAACGACUAUGCCUUGGAUGUCACCAUCAUGUUUACCAUGGUGAAUGGGUCCGGACACAAGGACGACAAAGGCGGGGGACACUGGAAUGAACCAUUUCAUCUGGAAAAAGAGGGGGAGGCAGUGUCUGGAGUCUUGCUACAUCAUUCCACCCCUGUGAAUCCUUAUACUUUAUGCAUCGCAGCACGAGGCCAGCCUAACAAGGAAAUCAGCCAUCAGACUGCAUUCCGUCCAAAGGGAACCUGCAGCAGCUUGUGGAGUGACCUCAUCACUGAUGGACGCCUGGACUCUCCUACAGGCUCCAGCCCGCCGACUCCCAAAGGCGAGAAAGUGGCAGCAGCAUUGGCUGUUGGCUGCUCCGUGUUGCCUCAUAGCCGGAACACCCUGGAGUUCUGCCUGGCAUGGGACAUGCCCAAAAUCACCUUUGGAUCUCGGGAGAGGGAGCACCACAGGAGGUACACUCGUUACUUUGGGAGCAAAGGGGACGCGUCACCGUCACUCAGUCACUACGCCCUGACUCACUACGCGGAGUGGGAGGACAGCAUCGAGAAGUGGCAAACACCCAUACUGCAAGACCGUUCUCUCCCCUCCUGGUAUAAGUCAGCCCUCUUUAAUGAGCUGUACUUUGUGGCCGACGGUGGAACGGUGUGGACAGAGAUACAAGAGGAUGCCGACAUCAGCGGCGGUGUGCGCAGCGAAGACGGAGGACUGCCAGCUCAGCCUGCCGUCGUUAAAGAGUAUGGACGCUUUGCCUACUUAGAAGGUCAAGAGUACAGAAUGUACAACACGUACGACGUGCACUUCUACGCUUCUUUUGCAUUGAUCAUGCUGUGGCCCAAACUUGCCCUGAGUGUGCAGUAUGACAUUGCUGGCAGCGUGGUCCAGCAGGAUGUCACGGAGAGGUUGCAUCUGAUGAACGGCAAGUAUGCUGCUGUCAAGGCUAAAAAUGUGGUGCCUCACGACAUUGGAGACCCAGAUGAUGAGCCGUGGCAAAGGGUGAACGCCUACCUCAUCCAUGACACAGCCUACUGGAAGGACUUGAACCUGAAGUUUGUCCUGCAGGUCUACAGAGACUAUCACCUCACCCAGGACAAGGACUAUCUGCAGGACAUGUGGCCAAUCUGCCAGGCAGUCAUGGAGUCAGAGUUGAAGUUCGACCUGGAUGGAGAUGGCCUGAUUGAGAAUUCUGGCUUUGCCGACCAGACGUAUGACGGCUGGACGGUAACUGGACCGAGUGCAUACUGCGGUGGGCUGUGGUUGGCGUCGCUGUGUGUCAUGUGUAAGAUGGCCACACUGGUGAACUGUGAGGAGGCACACCAACGCUACAGAGACCUCUUGGUCAGAGGCAGUGCUGCUUUUGAUAAACUGCUGUGGAACGGCAAAUACUACAACUACGACAGCAGCGGCAGGAACCUUUCCAACAGUGCCAUGUCCGACCAGUGUGCUGGGCACUGGUUCCUAAGAGCAUCCGGGCUAGGAGAGGAAGAAUUCCAGGCUUUUCCCAAAGAAAAAAUCCGGACUGCACUCCAAUCUGUUUUUGACUUAAAUGUAAUGAGCUUCGCGGGAGGUCAGAUGGGUGCGGUAAAUGGCAUGCGGCCCGAAGGCGUGCCCGACCGCUCCAGUGUCCAAUCAGAUGAGGUUUGGAUCGGUGUUGUUUACGGACUGGCUGCCACUAUGAUCUACGAGGGAAUGCUGGAGGAAGGCAUGCGCACAGCAGAGGGUUGCUACCGCACGGUCUGGGAGAGGCUGGGCAUGGCCUUCCAGACACCAGAGGCCUACUGUGAGAAGGGCAUCUAUCGCUCACUGGCUUACAUGAGGCCGCUCAGUGUCUGGGCUAUGCAGCUCGCUCUUGACCAUUCCCGCAAUGAUGGCGACACAUCAGUACCACAGGGGGCGGCGGCCAUGAGCCAUGUUGGCGACAGAAUCAUCUCUGUUUAGGUUUGUCAGAAGAUCAUAGUGUUACUUGAAUUUGGUUUUAUAAUAGACUCUGUUCCAAUCACAAGCUCUCCACACCCAGUACUGUACAACGUAUGUCUUAGACACACACAAGACUAGAUGGCUUGAAGAUUGCUAUCAUUGGUGCUUGUGAAUGACGGUUUAUGUCUCGGGUCAGAAACUUGAAGUCAGUGUAGAUAUUUCAUAACCUUUUUACAUGUACAUGUUAUAAUAAUAAUAAUAAUAUACAUAAAUAUUUGAAUGCUGUACUAAGGUAUGUAAGGUAGGUACUAAGGUAUACGUAUAUACGUAUAAGAGUAGUAGUGAUGAAUAUUUUUCUGGUUGAUAAUCAUUUGGUGCCUUGUUGCAUGUUAGCCUAUAUAAGAGUAGCUGCAAACCUGACUGUUUUAUAAACACCUGCACUCGUGACAAUCAUCUUGAAUAAAUCACUUACGCUCUCGCA
This is a messenger RNA of Doryrhamphus excisus (bluestripe pipefish), 3719 nucleotides long. It is a transcript of the gene gba2, whose product is annotated as glucosidase, beta (bile acid) 2. The record is from RefSeq and is a predicted model, not a curated record. Gene Ontology annotation, cellular component: membrane. NCBI's taxonomy places the organism in Eukaryota, Metazoa, Chordata, Actinopteri, Syngnathiformes, Syngnathidae. Gene Ontology annotation, biological process: glucosylceramide catabolic process; central nervous system development; carbohydrate metabolic process. Gene Ontology annotation, molecular function: glucosylceramidase activity; beta-glucosidase activity.